AAAAACAACAAUGGAAACCACCCACCGCAAAAUCGAACUCCAAUCCCCACUCGACCUCACCUAUCUACACUCCAACGCAACCCUGUGCUUGCGCGAAAAACUAGAUUUGCAUUUCCCACCUUCGGCCGCGCCAGAAUCUGCUUCCGAGGACACGCUAAAAUCUCGGGUUGAGGAAUUGGUGUCUGGAUAUUUGGAGCGCGUGUUUGAGGAUGCAAAGGCGAAUUUGGCGAUCAAUGGGUUGGAGGGAAAGGACAUGGAGGAAGCGGUGAAGAUGGCGGAGGGCAAGGGGAAGGUGAAACUCGAACCCUACGACUCCAAACUCUCGCUAAAACUCCGCUCCCUCGCCGGCCAGAUCGAGCACUUGACGCUUCAACUGGCCAAUUUGCGCAGAGAAGCUCCUGCAAAAGCCGCUGCUGCAUAUACCGCCAAUCUCGCAAACCAAGACGCGAUGUUCGAACAGAGGAAAAAAGCCGCCGAAGAGGAAAACAUGGCACGAUUGCAGGAAGAGCGGGAUUUGUGU
Aureobasidium uvarum is the source of this 520-nucleotide messenger RNA. NCBI's taxonomy places the organism in Eukaryota, Fungi, Ascomycota, Dothideomycetes, Dothideales, Saccotheciaceae. The record is from the annotation of a GenBank genome assembly.